Apodemus sylvaticus (European woodmouse) is the source of this 2128-nucleotide messenger RNA. RefSeq names its product transmembrane protein 44 (gene Tmem44). The record is from RefSeq and is a predicted model, not a curated record. The transcript has 11 exons. The coding region runs from base 68 to 1402 and encodes 444 amino acids. Lineage: Eukaryota; Metazoa; Chordata; Mammalia; Rodentia; Muridae.
UAGGCGAGGCCGGGGAGCCGCGCGGUCCGGGAACUUUCCCCGGGGUCGGCGGAGGCUCGGCCGGGCCAUGGAGGAGGGGGCUAGCGCCGCGCCCCCGCUCUGGAACUGGGACUACCUGGAGCGCUGCUUCGCCCGCCGCCGCGUCUGCAUCUCCUUCGGCCUGUGGAUCUGCGCCGCCUGCUGCUGGAUCGCUGCCCACACGCUGAUUCUCUAUCUGAGAUGCACAAAGAAGUGUGGCCAAGACCAGUCAGCCCUGUGUGCUGCGUUCUGCCUCCUGACGAGUCUGUGUGACACUGUGGGAGCGGUUCUGGCCAGGCAGCUCACGAUCCAGGUCUUCACUGGGGCCUACCUAGCAGUUGUCGACUUCAUGAACUUCAUGUUUACACUUUUUCCUGUCUGUGCAUCGAAAUCCAAGUCAAAGUCCGGUCAGAGCAGCAGGGAGAGGAGGAGAAGGCAUCUUAGAGCCAGUGUGUUUGCUCUGGCUCUGCCGCUGAGCCUGGGUCCAGGCUGGGCCGUCUGGGUUGCCAUCCCCAAGGCUUCAGCCCCAGUCCGGGGGCCACAGCGGAGGCUGCUGGGAAGCCUUCUGCAGGAAAACCCGGAAGUCUUCGGCUACCUGCUGGGCACCAUCGCUGCCUUUGGCUCCUGGGCAUCCCGGAUCCCCCUAUUCUCCAAUAUCUGUCGGGGGAAGUCACUCUCCUAUAUCCACCUGUGGACCCGGUUCCUGUCAGCUCUGGCUGGCCUCCUCUACGCCUCGGCCAUUGUAGCCCACGACCAGCAGCCUGAAUACCUCCUUCAGGCUACGCCCUGGUUCCUGAUUUCCCUGGGCCGAGCUGCACUGGACCUUGCUAUCAUCCUUCUGUCCUGCGUGAUAAAGAGCAGAAUGAGAGGAGCCUUCAGAUUUGCUACUGCGGAAGCCAGAGAGAGUGCCGACACGCAAGCCCUUUUAACCUGUGCAGAGAAGGAAGAAGAAAACCAGGAGGCCAGGACUGAGGACAAGAACUCAGAUUGGGUGCCUCUGACCAGCCUGUCGCACUGCAAGCCCCUGAGGACGAUGACAGCCGUCAGUCGUUACAUGGAGCUGACCAUUGAGCCCGCACAGCAGGCAGGCUGCAGUGCCACCAGGCUGCCCGGUGACGGACAGACGACCACUGGAGAUGCCUGCUCGCAGGAGCCUCCCUCCUACCCCCCCAUCCAGGUCAUCCAGGCCAGAGUGUCCUCCAGCAGCUCCUCCGAGGUCUCCUCCAUCAACUCCGACCUGGAGCAGAAGUAUUGGGAAGCCCUAAACUCGGAGCAGUGGGACCCUGAAGACGUCAACCUUGAAAGGAAAAAGGACACAGAAGUCCUUAGAUCCCAGGUACACAGGGCCUCUUUGAGCCCAGUGGACUUGACCUCUGAUGACUAACAUCCUCAGUUCAUCAGCUCGCAACUCAAAGUCAGGCAUCUGUCAGUGACUAGACAGGGAUCCACCUGUGAGGCCACCGGCGUCAGGGAUGGAAGGAAGCCGCUACAGAAGCUUCGCAGGGACUGAGGGACCCUGAGCUGUCUCGGCCUUGGCUACUCUGCACCACAGCUCAGAAUGGAGCCGUGGGUCCCGUGGACUGAUCUGUGCAUGCCCAUGGACCCCCGCGGACUGAUCUGCGCAUGCCCGAAGAAUUAGCUUUCUUCCGAAUGACACAGGAUCUAUUCCCACGAGAUUCAAGCGUAAAUACUGUUUGCUUAAUAACAGAACCGAACUCGCUAAGAGCUACUAUUCGGAUCUCAGCAGAAUGCACUCUUCAAGACUCAACUAAGCCCAGGUGAGAGAGAGUGCACCAGCGAGGAGGCCUGGGCCUAUGUAUAGGAAGUGGCUUCUGCCUUCCAGUCAACUGAUCUUUGGCAGGAUCUGCUCCGGAGUAGCAGGACUCCCUCCAGCCUGGCAAAGUGUGCGCUGAGGCCAGGCGACAGGUCUCAUGUGCUUCAGCCGGUAGCAGAAAGCCGUGCUUUGCAUACGGGCACAAUGUGAAGGGAACUUCCAAACUCAGCAAGGCUAUUGGAGGAUGAUUUUAAUAACGUGACCUUGAGUGAAGAAAGAGUAAAGGGAAUGGGGCCAGACAGGGGCAAGCCCUGGGGUGAAUAAAUUUCGGUUGAA